Molecule: messenger RNA, 1516 nt
Organism: Porites lobata
Lineage: Eukaryota; Metazoa; Cnidaria; Anthozoa; Scleractinia; Poritidae
Source: the annotation of a GenBank genome assembly
AUGGCACCCAAAGUUGCAGGAAAGAAAGGCGAGAAGAGAGCCGGAAAGGCAAAGGCUGCAGGAGAAAAGAAGAAAAGGAGAGGAAAGAGAAAGGAAAGCUAUGCUAUCUACAUCUACAAGGUGUUAAAGCAAGUUCACCCUGACACUGGUAUCUCCAGCAAAGCCAUGGGCAUCAUGAACUCGUUCGUGAACGACAUUUUCGAGCGCAUUGCCACCGAAGCUUCCCGCCUUGCCCACUACAACAAGAAAUCAACCAUCAGCUCUCGCGAGAUUCAAACCGCCAUCAGGUUGCUUCUGCCCGGUGAACUGGCCAAGCAUGCCGUCAGUGAAGGAACCAAGGCUGUGACCAAGUACACCAGCAGCAAGUAAACUCAGCGCGUGAGUUUACCGCCAAAACCAACGGCUCUUUUAGGAGCCACCAAAUGUUAUAAAAGUUAUGACCAAUAUUGCAUCAGAAAUGCAUAAGACUUACAGAACUUAAACCCGCUCGGCGUUUAAGUUAAAAUUCCUUUUAACUUAAAUCAUUUUAUAGCAGGUAAACCUAUCUUUUGCGACAAGCGUUCUCACGCAUGCGUCAGCUGCAAACGCUACGAAUUUCUUUAGAGAGUUGAAAACAUUUUCUCAGACUACAAGUUGCUCCAAAUCAUAAAAACCAGGCUCAAGAAAGAUUUAGAGCCAGAAAACACAGACAACUCUCGCCCUGCAGUUCAUACAAUCCGGACUAAAGCCCCAGACUCGAUUUAGUCGUCACGCAACGCUCCUCCCAACGGAGCGUUGCGUGACGACACUAAAAACGGCUUUGUGGCAGACUAGUGUUCACACCAUAACCGGAUAGCGUUAGCGCCUGCACGAAAACCAUACCGGAUGCAGCUUCUGUCCACUCCCCAGGGGCGUAGCUAGGGGGGGGGGGUCCUUGGGUGCCCGUGACCCCCCUUAGGUAGGCCUUCUUUUGAGCAAACAACCUACAAUAUUCAGGGGGCUAAAACGCCAUGACAAUAUCUUGUCCGUAAAAGCCCUUGUUGAAAAGCCCACUUUUUUAAAAUUUGUUUUUUGGUAAAGUAUUUUCGUCAACGGCGCUAUAUAUUUUGGUUCCCACUCUGGGUUAGAGGUUUUUCAUUUUCUCUCCCGUGCGGCUGGAUGCUUUGGUGUCAGCCGCAGGCCGAUGUCGUUACGAUUAAGUCUUUUCAGUAGAAGUGCAGAAAAAUUUCGAUCACCUAAAGUACCGUUGGUAUGAACAAGAAAAACAUAUGGCGGGAAGAUUCUCCGUCCCACAAAGCCAACUAUAUGCGCGCGUAACAGGAGCCCAUCAUAGGCUCCUGGCGCGUAACCAUUUGUAUGCCACGGCUGAAGCCAAAUUAUAGGGAUUUGUAUGGGAAUUUAUCGUAAGGUCGAUAAAACAGUUAAAAUGCACAUUAACAGCCAUUGAGUUGUGUCUGUGUUGUUUUCUUACAGUUAUCUGCCCUACAAACGCUACUUAAGAGACCAAAAACAGCAAAAUAGAGCUGGGCUACCUGUG